Molecule: messenger RNA, 2925 nt
Organism: Theobroma cacao (cacao)
Lineage: Eukaryota; Viridiplantae; Streptophyta; Magnoliopsida; Malvales; Malvaceae
Source: RefSeq, a predicted model, not a curated record
CAAUCAACAAAAUGGUGUUCUUUUUCUUCUUCUUCUUCUUCUUCUUCCAGUAGUGGGUCUAAGAAAUCUUCUUUUUUGAAAGGAUUAAAGCCAGCAAAGAAGGGCACAGCAGUUGAUAAAGAAUCAAAGAAGAUGUUACUAGCCAAGAGCAAGAGCAUUGAUAGUUUUCUCCACCCACACGCCCGGUGGCAGUGGAAGAAGAAAGGGCCGGGGGGUAGAGGAUGCACCUAUAUAGAAAGAACGUCAUGGGUGAAAGGAAUUCUAACAAACAUAAAGCAAACGAUCCUUGGAAGUUCUCAAUUUCAGGAACCCAUUCUAAGGGAAACAUCAGAUUCUGAAGUUGACAUGACAGCUUCUGAAGUUACCAUGACACUAAAUUUCUUGAGUCGCAAAAUGUGCUUCAGUUGCCGGAAGUCACAAUGACUUAUCCUGGUGGCACAGAGGGUGUUUCAACCUGUUUGACAACCAAUGCAGUUGGGAAAAAUGCUUUUGAGGGUGCAGUUGUAACUGCAACUUCUGAGGUUAGUAAAAUGCAUAACAAUUCUGAUAAUGCUGGACUUAAUGACAUUCAAAGUAUAGCUCAGUCUUCAGAAGCUGUAAUAGUUUCUCAUGGCAAUGAAAGCAAUAAAUUAAGAACUUUAGCCUCUGAUGCAAUGGUGGAAGACUCUUCAGUGAAGAUUGAUCAAUCAGGAAAGCUUUCAGAUAAUUUUGAUAAAAAGCUGAAAAAUUGGUCAAGCAAUUUGAAGAGGCAAUGUCAGAUGUACUUGUUGAGUGUGACAAGGAACAAAGUCAAUGUGCUAAGGAUUUAUGUGACUUGACACUAGAGCUGACUAACGAAAAACAUAAAACAUUGUCUGAUGGUAUAAAUGACUCAUCUUCAUUUGAAAAUAUGAACCAUCUACUGGGAAGAGAACUGCAACUUUUGUUCAAAGGCCAAAUGCAAGCACUAAUUCAGGCGAAAAGUGUACGGUGUCUGGUUCUUUAAGUGCCAAGGUGAAUGUCUUGAAUAAUCUAAUGUCAGGAGAAAUGGCUGGUAAGUUGCAUGAUACUCUAGCACCAACUGAAUUUUGAACAGGGAAGGAAGUAGAGAAGGAACUAGAAAUCCAGGGCUUAAUUGAAAGGAUCAAGGGGCUAUUUGGAGAACAGUCAACUAUUAAGUCUAGGGAAAGUACUAUCUCCUAUGUAACAGAUCAACUCAGCAAUGGAGAGUUCCUUCAAAAUGUCCAGAACCAGGCUAACUUGCAGAAGUCUGAUGUUGAAAGAAGAAAGACAUCUUUGAAACAACAUCAUAUGAGCAGUGAAACUAAAAUAUCACUUGACAAGAAAGAAAAGUCAUGUAUUCCUACAGAGUCCAUAAGUGAGAGGGAGGAGGGUAGCAGUUUAAAUUUACCCAACUCUGAUCAUGUAAAAUCAGGACCAAACUAUCCCGUGCCUCCUUCAAUUAGCAGAGAAGAGCUUAAUAGCAGUUCACCUAUGCGUUCCACCAAAGAAGGAUCUAAGGAAAACAUGGUACUGGACAGAUUUUUAACCCAAAAUAUUGAGAAGCACAGUAUCCUUACAGCUUUCUGUGAUUGCUGGCCAAUUGUAAAUGUAGAGGAAGUUUCCCUUACUAAACAGAGCAUGUUCAAAGAUUUUGUGGUGCAUUUUGAGACAAGGGAAGGUUACCAAAAUGCUCUCAAGAAAACUAACCUGAUGGUUCUGAAUGCAGAAGCCUUUGUGGAGGCAUCUUCUUCAGAAGACAUGGAUGAUGCAAUUUCCAUUCCUGAUCUGAUUGGCGAUCCUGAUGCUCCAGUUGCACUAGUGAAGAAUCCUACAAAAACAGUUAAAGUCAAACAACUGUCUGAGGAUAUAAGCUCACAACAGCUAAAGGAAGCUCUUGCUUUCUGUCAAUCUGGCAUCUCCAGCUUUUACUUGGGUUCCACAAGUUCUGUUUUAUACGUGGAGUUUGAGGUGAAACGCUUGUCCCUUUACUGUUGGUGUCUAGGAAUUGUAGUGUAUCUUCAGGUUCUGUUAAGGGUUUGUGCAUCUUCAUUUUUGUGUUUAAAUACCUAUUUAUGAAGUCUCACUUGCCAGACAGAAGAUGCCAAAGAGGGCACUUGCAGAACAUUCCAUACUUGUAUCAGGAAAGGAGCUGCCAAUCCUCAGGAUUGAUGCACCAAGGACAACAGUAGUAAGAAUAUCAAACGUUAAGAUUAAGAGCAAAGUCUGGAAAAUAUGCAAUUCUUUUGGACAAGUCAAGUAUAUGGCAGAAAGAGCUAAGGGCAUCGUUGAUGUGCAUUUCGUUCUUGCUGAAUGGCCUAACGUGCUGAAUAUUGUAAUAGGUAUGUUUAAUAUUUAAACUGUUAUAAAUAAUCAACCAAAGCAUUAUUCUAAUACAUGGUAGCAUAAGUAACCAACCAAAGCAUUCUUCUAAUACAUGCUUGUGCUGCAUAUACAUCCGGUUUGAAUGGAAUGGUAGUGAAUGAAAACCGGUGGCUUGUCCAGCCAGCUCCUAUCUUUCCCCCUGCAAUUCUCCGGGCCCUUUGGAGUCAACCAGAAGAAAGGAGACAUGUGAAGUCCGUAAUGUGCAACUUAUUGAGAAAACUUGAGAAGCCUAUUCAUACCACUGAGUUGAGUCAGUUGACUGACCUUGCUGCCAAGUAUUAUGGCAAAGAAUUUUAAUUAAUGCAAUUAGCAAAUUUUGAUCUGGUAGCAUCAAGCAUGAAAGCAGGGUGGGAGCAUUUUAUAUCAUACUUGAGUUUCAUCUUUACGGCACUUCAGAUAGAUGGAUCAACGUUAACCCAUUACUUUCAACUGGAUUUAUUCAACAAACGAUGUAAAUGAAAUAUAUUGCCCAUUAUCUUGCAAACUGCUGCUUAAUUGAUCUCUAUCCUAAAUUCAACUGUUCCUAUUCCGUUUCUGCUGGAAUGAUGCAACUUUUUUCAU